AUGGGAACAGGUGACAGAUUGCUAGACAUUCCGUGCAAAGUGUGCGGCGAUCGCAGCUCGGGUAAACACUACGGCAUCUACAGCUGUGAUGGAUGCUCCGGGUUCUUCAAGCGCAGCAUCCACCGGAACCGAGUGUACACGUGCAAGGCGGCCGGUGAGCUGAAGGGCCGCUGUCCGGUGGACAAAACCCACCGCAACCAGUGCCGCGCCUGCCGGCUCUCCAAGUGCUUCCAAUCGGCGAUGAACAAGGACGCGGUUCAACACGAGCGUGGCCCACGGAAACCGAAACUACAGCACCUCCAGGGCAACGGUGGCCACCCCGGGCACCCGCACCUGUCCGGCCCGUUCGUGAACGGGUCGUCCUUCCAUAGUCACGCCAUGGCCCACUUUCCGCCCGGUUUGCAUCACUCGGCAAUGUCCGGACCGAACCCGCUGCUUCACCAUCCCCAGCCACUCUCGUUUGCGCCCCUCGGGCACCACCACCUUCCACCGUCCCUCCAAAUGCCGCCGGUUAAGUUGGAGCAGGGUAAGUUCGAAUUUCCCCUGGCCAGCGUCCCGAACGGCCCCGGCCAGCAGACGCAGCAGCAGCAGCAGCAUCAACAGCAUUUGUCUCCGAUCAAAAUCGAGCAUCCGAAGCCGUCCGGCGGACCGUUCGAGUUUACACCGUCCGGGCACGUCCAGCACAUGUACCGGUCGCUGGAACCGAUGCCUCCGUCGCCGACCGACUCGAAGAGCUCCAUCAGCGUGGACUCACCUUCGGAGAGCCUUACCAGUCCGCAGUCCACCGUCGACGGCAGCUCGAGCGUCCUCAGCCCGACCCCGAUCAACGCAACCAGCCUCAGUCUGCCAUCGCCACUGUCCCAAAACGGAGUGCUGGACAUCCUGAUGAGUUCGGACAAGUGUCAGGAGUUCAUCCAGUAUCAGAUGCAUCACCACAGCCUCGCUUUUCCCGGGUUCACUCCGAGUGGAAGCAGCAGCUCGAGCGGUGGAGGCGUCGGCACUGGAAGUGGUCUCGCCGGAAGCGGGAGUUCGCAUCCUCCGGGAGCUGCAUCUGGACCACCGCCACCACUCGUUCCGCAUCCGGUGCCUCUAACGGCACUUCCACCAGAUGGACCCGCCAUCAUACGACUCCCUACUUGGGAGAUUUUACAGGAAACAACGGCUCGGUUGCUCUUCAUGUCCGUCCGGUGGGUCCGGUGUCUGAUUCCCUUUCAAACGCUCUCGAAAAAUGACCAACAUCUAUUACUCCAGGAAUCGUGGAAGGAACUGUUUCUGCUCAACUUCGCCCAAUGGAGCGUACCGUGGGACUUGAGCAGUCUGCUCGACUCGCCCCAGGUGCGCGACCGGCUGCCCCAGGACGCACCGACCCAGCUGGAGAUGAAGACGAUGCAGGAGAUCCUGUGCCGGUUUCGACAAAUAUCGCCCGAUCUCAGCGAGCUGGGCUGCAUGAAGGCGGUGAUUCUCUUUUCUCCCGAAACGUCCGAACUGUGCGAUGUCCAGCCGGUCGAGAUGCUCCAGGAUCAGGCCCAGUGCGUCCUGUCGGAGCAUGUGCGCGUCCGCUACCCGCGCCAGCCAACCCGCUUCGGCCGACUCCUGCUGCUACUUCCGCUCCUCCGCACGAUCCGCUCGACCACCAUCGAGACGCUGUUCUUCAAGGAAACCAUCGGUUCCGUGCCCAUUUCCCGGCUGCUGAUCGACAUGUACCAGAUGGAAAAGUAUGCUGAUCUUGACGGCGGUGGUGCAGGGGCAGGCGGUGGUGACGGCGGUGCCACACCGAACGGUGCGUUGACCCCGAAGGCAUAA
Anopheles coustani is the source of this 1803-nucleotide messenger RNA. RefSeq names its product protein dissatisfaction (gene dsf). Gene Ontology annotation, molecular function: RNA polymerase II cis-regulatory region sequence-specific DNA binding; zinc ion binding; nuclear receptor activity. Gene Ontology annotation, biological process: anatomical structure development; regulation of transcription by RNA polymerase II; cell differentiation. The transcript has 7 exons. The record is from RefSeq and is a predicted model, not a curated record. The coding region runs from base 1 to 1803 and encodes 600 amino acids. Lineage: Eukaryota; Metazoa; Arthropoda; Insecta; Diptera; Culicidae.